AUGUCGUCGGCGGCGCCGAACCUCCCGCCCAUCCCCGCUUCGCCGAAGAUCACCGUCACGCCGCCGUCGCUCGACGCGAUUCGCGAAGAGGGGUUCAUGGACGACGCAAAGCUCGUGCCCGAGGACGAGGCAUAUCUCAACAUCACGCCCGAGGCGAUCCAGCAGCUCGCGCGGCUCGCAGCAAACGAGCCGCCAGACACCAAGCUCGCGCUGCGGGUCGGCGUGGACUCGGGAGGCUGCCAUGGGUACCAGUACAUCAUGGAGUUGGUGGAGGACCGGGGGGUCGAUGACUACACCAUGCAGGCCGAAGGCGCCUUGCCCGUCAUCGUCGACCUCAUGUCCCUCGGCAUGCUGAAGGGCGCAACCUUGCACUAUGCGACCGAGCUGAUCGGCUCGUCCUUCCGCCUGCAGGACAACCCGCAGGCCAAGGAGGGAGGCAACUGCGGCUGCGGCGUGUCCUGGGAGGCCAAGGAGCAAAUUUAG
Cutaneotrichosporon oleaginosum is the source of this 483-nucleotide messenger RNA. RefSeq lists its product as uncharacterized. Gene Ontology annotation, molecular function: 2 iron, 2 sulfur cluster binding; iron ion binding; 4 iron, 4 sulfur cluster binding. The record is from RefSeq and is a predicted model, not a curated record. Lineage: Eukaryota; Fungi; Basidiomycota; Tremellomycetes; Trichosporonales; Trichosporonaceae. Gene Ontology annotation, biological process: iron-sulfur cluster assembly. Gene Ontology annotation, cellular component: mitochondrion.